Symbiodinium pilosum is the source of this 1620-nucleotide messenger RNA. Lineage: Eukaryota; Dinophyceae; Suessiales; Symbiodiniaceae. The record is from the annotation of a GenBank genome assembly.
AUGGCUCAGCCAGCCGGGCCACCACAAGUUUUCUCACCAGCGGUACCUGGUGUCAGCAGCACCAGCUCUGGCGCCACCAGUGGCUCCGGUGGUGUGAAACGAAGGGCUCGGUCAGCAGGCCUCCCCAAGCAACGAUACUCAGAACAAGGCCAAGCUGCGAAUCCGUGGCUCGACCCUCCAGAAAUACGCGCACCUGGUGGAAGACGCUGGACACACCGCGGCCCUCCUUUGACUGCUGAAGUUCGCAGGGAGGUGAGGACUCUUCUGCAAAGGCAAAAGCAUUAUGAGAACGACUUCUCGGGCUGGCAGAUGCCAUUCCCUUUUGAGCUGCCCAGCGGGGCACCAUGCCCAAUCUGCACUUUGGGAGAAUGCGGUGAUGUGAACUGUCCCACUUACAGGCCCAAGUACCCGGAAGUCCGUGCGGCUAUCGAAGAGGCGGUGGUUCAGCAGUCGCUGCAACUUCUGACUCAGCCUGAAAAUCGUGGGAUCAAAACCUACGUGUCCGUGGGUUCUGGGCUGCUGGCCCAAGAUUGGAUGAUCCUGGAGAAGCUGAGAGCUGCGGCUGUAGAGUUGCAGCCCUGCCGAGCUGUGUUUGUGGAGCUCCGCACCGCUGUGGCAUGUGAGGGUCGCAGGUUCACCCCUGAAGAAGGCGGGUUUGACUUGUGCCAGCUGGGCUUCAGCGCCCCAUUGGGUCCAGAAUUCUCCUUCUCAGCAGUCAUUACUUUCGAGGGUGCCUCAUGCCACGGAUCUCGUCUCUUUGACUUUGGCAAUUUUGAUGGGCAUGGGGAGGAGCAAGACAACAUCUUUGUGGAUGUUCUGCCGAGCGCGAGUGUGAAUCCACAGGAGCCGGGCACUUUGGUAUUCAGCGUUCGCCGCGGAAGCGGCGAGGAGGUUGAAAUGGUUGCUGCUGGAGGUUCCUGGAUAGCUGGCCAGCCACACCUCUAUCUUUUCACCGUCAGCGCGACCGGCAUGAUGCGCAUCUACAUAGACGGACAGCUGGCAGUGUCGCAGCAGGGCCAUCCUCCAAAGAGGCUGGAGCGAAAGCAUCUGUAUGUUGGCAAAUCCGGAGCCUCUGGCAGCACCUUCUGCGGCGAAAUGCGGAAGAUACAGGUGUGGGACUAUGCUGUGGACAGCGCAAGUGUAGAUGGAGUGUUCGCAGACGAGACUGAGCGUGCUUUGACACAGUUCUCCUCAUGGUUCGCCCAGGACAUGUCUGUCUACUCUUUUGCUAGCCUGGCCUCAUAUGCUGCGGCGGUAGCGGAGGAUCGACGCUUCGAAGCAGACCUCUUGGUGCAAGUGGACGUGCAUGAGGAGAUAGAUGGCUAUGACGAUUUUGUGAAGAAGGUUUUGGGUCCGCAGGGCAUUGCCUUAACGCUUGGAGGGCCUGGCAAGAGCUGGCGGCGGCAAGGAGCCAAGGUAGUGGAGUUUUCCUUGCAGAAUGAGGUCUUGGCCAAAACUGAGGCCAGGACCAAGUUGCCAUGGGUGUUCUUUGGCCCAGGUAAGGUGGGACAAUCCCAUUUCUGUGAGGAGGAGAGCCGUUUCCUGCGGCUAUCAGGUUGGCCAUCCGGCCGAUACCAAAGGAGACGUUCAAGCCACGACUGGCGAGCCGAGCGAUGUUGA